AUGUCUUUGAAAGACCGAAUUUCUUCUCCACUGGAGGCUGGUCCCUCGAUUCUCGACGGCCACAACCUGCCCACUCAUCUCAACUCGGCCCUCGAAUACGCAUCUAAGAGGUUGGCCCGGAAGGCCGCCCACCUCACUCUCGUCGUAGUUCGCCACGACUAUCAGCUCCCAUCAUCGGUCCUCUCGCCCCUGAGCUCUGCGGGUACCCUAGCUUCACCCCCGUCUGCAGCCUCCUCUGUACCCGUCUCUGCGGCUAGCACGCCGGCACGCCCGGCUUUCAACCUGGCCACCAUUAAGAACCUCGUCUGGUCUAACACGCCUCAGCCCUCGGAAGGCACCCAAGAGCGCCACGUCCCCAUCGCACUCGAUCUCCAGCGCAAUGGCAUGGUGUCACCUGCGUUCAGCGUCUCGUCCAUGUCUUCGGCCUCGACCGCCUCCAUGUCGUCGGCAGCCGAUUCGACCUUCAGCUUUGGCCCGCGUCUCCGGUGGCCCCUCUCCCCUACCACGCCGUCGAGCUUGAGCAUGCCCAUGACGCCGGCGACGCCUUUUACCAUUGGGUCGUCCACAGCCACGACGACCGACGCUGGCAGCGCCAUGUCUGGGGUUGCGGGCCCGCAAUACCCAGAUCCGUUUGGGAUUAGGCUGGUGCAUGUCAGCCCGCUGAGCACGAGGGAGGAGAGGCUGUUGAAGCACUCCAUUGAGAAGGCCGGAAGGAGAUUCCGCAUUGGAAAUAACUGGCUUCCGAGCCCCUUGUCGCCCUCAGCCUACGGCCUGAACGUUAACCUCAUGCACCGCUCACUCGCCCAAAACGAGGUUCUCUUUUCCUCCGAGGGCCUCACCCUGCUCUCCCUCGACCACCUGUACACAUUCAAGGUGGCCCUCGCCUCGUACGCGCACACGCAGUCGCCCCGCCGCCUCGAGGACGCCGUCGACGAGCUGCGCCGCCUCGUCCUCUCCCAGGGCCGGCAGAAGCUGCGCAAGAGCGCCCUGCUGGGCGCCUACGCGUGGCUCGGCCCCGUCAGCGACGGCGCGCUGCGCGACGUGUCACGCAUGUACGCGCGGGCGUACGGCGGCGACGCGGGGCAGGGCGGCGUGGAGGACGACCACCCUGCCUCUUGGCGGUUUCCGCACCGGCCAACCACCGUGGUCGUCCACCACCACCUGAACGAAAAGCCGCUCCCCGCUCUGCCCACCGACUCCGACAAGCCGGACGAGCCCGACGAGCCCAGCUCUGGCUCCAGGUCCAGGUCCGGAUCCUCGUCCACCACCAGAUCGCGGCGCAGCUGCAGGGAGCUGGAAAAGCGGUUCUGCAUCGACUUCGACUUCGACAUGGAGAUCGAGGAGUACUACCGCGAACGGGCGCGCGAGAUGCAGGCCGAGGAGGAGGCGGCGGCGGCGGCGGCGGCGGCGGCGGAGGCAGAGGCGGCGCUCCUCGAGGAGAUGAGGCGGACGACGCCCAAGAUCUCACCGCCGCCGCCGCCGAAGAUGCCCGUGCUGAGGCUGCAGACAACAUUCGAACGGAGGCCCACCGGCGUGCUGAAGCCCGUGCCGCUGAAGAUGGCUGCUGGGGCUGAAGGGGCUGAAGGGGCUGCGAGCGGGUCGGGAGAGGCGGAGGUGGAGAUGGCCGGCGGUGGUGCGGUGGAGGCUCCGGGCCAGCAGGAGGAGGAGGAGGAGGAGGAGGAGGAGCCGCGGGAAGAAGAGGAGGAGGAGGAGCUGACGGCGCGCCCAAAGAGUGGUCACCCCAAUACACUGGCCGCUAGCCUGGGGAGGUGGAAUAGCAUGACCAUCGACGAGAUCAUAAACGACAUGGAGUCCAAGAGGACGAGCGACGCGGGCCCCAUGACGCCGAAUGGGUAUGAUGAUAUCUCGCCGAUUACGAGGGGGGAGUGGGGUUUCUUAAUGGUCAGCGACGGGUGGAAGGGGAAGACGGCUGCUGUUGAGAUGUGCUGAGACUUGGGAUUUCGCGGGCUGAGAAGUAUCGGGAGAGGGCAUGGGCGUUAUACGCCUACCAUUCAUUCUUGGACAAACGCUUUCGAUUCUUCCACACCUACUUACUCUCUUGAGAUGCAUGACGCAACGUACCAGUCGCACAGCCGCACCAUGGCAAAUAAUUCACGCUGGGUGGGCUGGGCAGGACAUCUAGGAAUUAAAUAUACCCAACAGACUGAUUUAGCCACACAGGCGAUUAUAUUCUCAGAAGUCAGAACGUCUCUGCUUUCACUGUGUUUUCCAUGCACACUCAUUUCUCUAUUGCCAUGACAUGACUGAAGCAUCAUUUUAACAAAAGACUGACCAAACAACACCGGGGCA
Molecule: messenger RNA, 2310 nt
Organism: Phialemonium atrogriseum
Lineage: Eukaryota; Fungi; Ascomycota; Sordariomycetes; Cephalothecales; Cephalothecaceae
Exons: 3
Coding region: 1-1950 (649 amino acids)
Source: RefSeq, a predicted model, not a curated record